Messenger RNA from Capsicum annuum, 1430 nucleotides. RefSeq names its product S-adenosyl-L-methionine:benzoic acid/salicylic acid carboxyl methyltransferase 3. The record is from RefSeq and is a predicted model, not a curated record. NCBI's taxonomy places the organism in Eukaryota, Viridiplantae, Streptophyta, Magnoliopsida, Solanales, Solanaceae. Gene Ontology annotation, molecular function: S-adenosylmethionine-dependent methyltransferase activity. The coding region runs from base 79 to 1161 and encodes 360 amino acids. Gene Ontology annotation, biological process: methylation. The transcript is spliced from 4 exons.
AAUUUUAUCAAGCUAAGAGUUAUAUUCCACAUUUUAUAAAAAUAAAGAUAGAAAGAACAAUCAAGAGAGAAAAAAAAAAUGAAGCUUGUUGAUGUACUUCACAUGAAUGGAGGAAUGGGAGACAUUAGUUAUGCAAACAAUUCUUUGGUUCAGAGAAAGGCGAUUAUCUUGACAAAGCCAAUAAUAGAACAAGCCAUGAGUGAUCUCUACAACAACCUCUUACCAGAAACCUUAUGCAUUGCUGAUCUGGGUUGUUCCUCUGGAGCAAACACUUUCUUGGUGGUAUCAGAGCUUAUUAAAACCGUCGAGAAAGAACGAAGAAAACACGGAUUUCAUUCAUCAGACUUUCAUUUUCUCUUCAAUGAUCUUCCUAGCAAUGAUUUUAACACGAUUUUUCAGUCACUGGGGGAGUUUAAACAUAACUUGAGAAAGCAAACUGGAGAAAAAUUUGCUCCAUGUUUUUUUAGUGGAGUGCCUGGGUCAUUUUACACUCGACUUUUUCCUUCAAAUAGUUUGCAUUUUAUUCACUCCUCUUACAGUCUUCACUGGCUAUCGCAGGUUCCUGAUUUGAUUGAAAAGAACAAGGGGAAUGUUUACAUGUCAAGUACAAGUCCACCAAGUGUUAUAAAAGCAUACUACAAACAAUAUGAAAAAGAUUUUACAAAUUUUUUGAAAUAUCGUUCUGAAGAAUUGAUGAAAGGUGGGAAAAUGGUAUUAACAUUUUUAGGAAGAGAAAGUGAGGAUCCUUCUAGCAAAGAUGGUGGCUAUAUUUGGGAGCUUUUAUCAAUGGCCCUUAAUGAGUUCGUUGUUGAGGGAUUAAUAGAAGAAGAGAAAGUGGAUUCAUUCAACAUCCCUAAUUAUACAUCAUCACCAGCAGAAGUGAAGUAUAUAGUUGAGAAAGAAGGUUCAUUCACCAUUAAUAGAUUGGAAACUACAAGAGUCCAUUGGAAUUAUGCUUCUAAUAAUAAUGACAUUAUUAAUGGUGGUUACAAUUUGUCAAGGUGCAUGAGAGCUGUGGCUGAACCUUUACUUAUAAGCCAAUUUGGUACAAAAUUGAUGGAUUUAGUGUUCCAAAAAUAUGAAAAAAUUAUUACAGAUUGCAUGGCUAAAGAGGAAACUGAGUUUAUAAAUGUUACUGUUUCAUUGACCAAGAAAAAAUAAGGGCAUCGAUCUAUUGUACUCAGAGACGGAUUCAGAAUUAGUUCAGUGAAACCAUCAAGUCAAGUUAUAUAUACGUACAAUAAAGUUAUUAUCAUGAAUUUUGUAAUUUUUAAAUUCUGCAUUCGCCUCUCAUGGCGACCAAUUUAUGUUGUUUUGUGGACUAGUGGUGCUUUAAGAUUUUGUCUCUAAAAAAGUUAUGUACUAAAGAGAAUGUGUCAUGCCUUUAUUAUUAUUAAUUCAGGGGAGAAAAGAUUAUUGUGUUGCCUUUA